AUGGAAGGAGGAGAAGGGUGGCAGGAAACCAAAACAGGAGGAAGAAGAAGGAGAAUCGGAAUUUUAGGGGGUGGGAGUAACCCAUGCUACUUCAAGAUUGACACAGAAGAGUUGAAAUUCUUGCCAUCGGUGGUUGGAGUUAACGGGACUAUUUACUUUGGGGAGUCACGAGGUCAUCUGCAUUUGGUGUUGAGGAAGUGGGCUGAUCGUGGUGAGAGACAUUUACAGCUGAACGUGUAUGAGAUGUUGAACGAUUAUUCUGGGUGGUUUCUCAAGUAUCGAGUGGAGCUUGAUGAGCUUCUGAAUGCUUACCCUCAGAUGAUCCAGACGAUCAAGGUGAUAGGUAGAGACCAAGAUCCGUCGAUUCCACAAUUAUACAAUUAUUCUGUGUUAGAUGUGGUUAGGGGUGAAGAGGAUGAUGAAACGUUCAUGGCGAUUUUUAUUCCGGGGAAGAUCAUAAAGUCCAAUGUAUAUGACAAAAGUUUCAAGCAGAUAUUCAAUCUGAGCCCAAUAAUCUAUAAGUCGCAAGUUCAUCGCUUUAUUGAAACCUUAGUUUCUUUCUAA
Molecule: messenger RNA, 564 nt
Organism: Lactuca saligna
Lineage: Eukaryota; Viridiplantae; Streptophyta; Magnoliopsida; Asterales; Asteraceae
Source: the annotation of a GenBank genome assembly